AUGGUUAUUUUCAGGUACUCUGAAGUUACACCAAAGCAUGUAGUAAAUGAGGAAGGACAACCUGGAUUUCAUAUGCAAACAGUCAAAGCUGCUGAACAUUUAUAUGCUAUCAUUGACGGAAAACAAAAGGAGAUUUUGGGCACAACAUAUGCUCAUAUCAAAGAAAUAGUGAAUGCUGUACAUGAAUGUGGAUAUUUUGACAAAACUAUUGAGAAAGUUGCAGAAACUGAGGAAACUCACAUAAUUGUGGAAGAAGAGCAGCAGAUAUCAGCUUUGGAAGUAGAGGAAGCCAAUGCUGUCCCUUCCUACCCACCACCCACUGUCCUCCGUGUACCUCCUGCUCCAGCUGUUGUUUCUGCACCAGGCUAUCCACUCCGACCUCUUCCCCCAAUAACUUUACAAGAAGUUGAACAUGCAUACUUCUCCCAAUAG
This is a messenger RNA of Parnassius apollo (apollo), 432 nucleotides long. The record is from the annotation of a GenBank genome assembly. Lineage: Eukaryota; Metazoa; Arthropoda; Insecta; Lepidoptera; Papilionidae.